AAAGUUUUCUGGCUAUGGUAAAGAACCGCUGAUAUGUGCCUCAGACGGGAAAUAGCAGCGCAUAGCGUUUGGCAUGACACCACAAAGUUCUGUAACGUUACCUACAUGUGUAACCGUUCAUGUCUUUCUGAAACCUGACCCCCAGCAGCCAUCAUGCCACGACAUAGACUAGGCCACAUAGCGACAGCCCUUGGUAAAGCUGGUGUGUUUGUCGGUAUCCUGACCUACUCUGCCGUGCAGCUAUGUGCCCAGAUCCUCCCCCUGUCGGCCUUACAGUCCUACCUCCACGCUACAGACGCCAGUCUCGUGUCUCUGCUGUUGAGGCUGGGACAGAACACAGUCACGUUGUGCGCAUGCGUCAGCGCCUCUGUGUGCGUCAGGAUCGUGCUAGCAGUCUGCUUCGGCGUUACCAGGUUCUUAGUGGACGUCUUGGCGACAGUCUGGUUCUUCUUCGCGGCCGCCAAGGAGUCUCUCCUCAGCGGGGUUCUAAGACGUUUCCGAAGGAACGCGGCGUUCUUCAACUCGUACCUAGAAAACUGUGUUUACUUCCGCCGGUUUGUGACAAGACCCGGUCCGACACGUGACGACACCGACAGCGAGGAGGACACGAGCGGGAGUGAAGACGAGAUGUUGUUCGGGAGCGACGCGCCGGUUCUCUCGGAAAGACGUCCGUUCCGAGGACGAACUUUCCUCAUGCUGUUCUUCGGCGUUCCCAUGGUGAUGAUGUGGGCGCUCCUCCUCAUCCUGCCCAGCAUCAGGACCGGGCUGCGCAGGAGGAUCAGGAACGUAGAAACUAGUCACAGAUUCGCGACCACACAUUCCGAACGACAACCAACCCGUGGCGCGGAAGAACUGAGAUUUACUACACAGAAAACACAAACACGUCCCGAACUGUGUAAAAAGGCACCGGGGAGAGGGAAGAGAGAGCGGUGCGCGGUGUGUUUGCACAGGAAGAGUCGUGUGCGGCUGGUUCCGUGCGGGCAUGACAGACUGUGCGAGAGGUGCGCUACCAGAAUCAUGGACCCGGACUACCAGUACUCGGGUAUAUGUCCGCUGUGCAGGACUAGUGUGGAGGAAGUGGUGACAGGAAAAUAAAAUCCUCAACCUCCAACAUAAGAAAUUUCCCCACCACUGACGAGAGGUGCGCUACCAGAAUC
Branchiostoma floridae (Florida lancelet) is the source of this 1157-nucleotide messenger RNA. RefSeq lists its product as uncharacterized. Lineage: Eukaryota; Metazoa; Chordata; Leptocardii; Amphioxiformes; Branchiostomatidae. The record is from RefSeq and is a predicted model, not a curated record. The transcript has 3 exons. Bases 154 to 1095 code for a protein of 313 amino acids.